AUGUCUCAAGCGGUGCCAGCACUAAACUCGUACCCCAAUCGUCACAGCUUUUACGGCUGGCCGAACGGUACCGCGGCGCCUCCUGCUGCACCGAUUCUCCCUCGUAUGCCGUCGCAGCAAGCUGCUUUCCCGGCGUCGACCAAUGGUCCUGCUCUGGCCAACAAGCCCCGGGUCCGGCACUCGACUGUUGUGCCUCUGCCCACGUCACAAAUUUACCAGGAAAAGCCUGCGCAGGUUACCCGAAAGAGCGUCUCGCGCGCGCCUCGCGUCGUUAACAAUGCUGUGUUGGAAGAGGCCGAAUACCAACCCGAGAUUCUGGAGUACAUGCACACUAUGGAAAAGCAGACGAUGGCCAACGUGGAGCUCAUGAGUGUUCAGCCGGAGCUGCACUGGUUCAUGCGCCCCUACCUGGUGGAUUUCUUGAUUGAAAUUCACCAGUCUUUCCGUCUUCGGCCCGAGACGUUAUACCUCACGAUGAACAUGGUCGACCGCUACGUCUCGAAGCGCAUUGUCUACAAGCGCCACUACCAGUUGGUUGGAUGUGCAGCUCUGCUUAUUGCUGCCAAGUUUGAAGACGCCAAAGACCGUGUGCCUACGGUCCAGGAGCUGAGCCAAAUGUGCUGCAACGCCUAUGAUACCAGUGCCUUUACCCAAAUGGAGGGUCACGUCCUGUCGACGCUCGACUGGACUCUUGGCCAUCCUACGGUCGAAUCGUGGUUGCGCUACGAAUAUUCGUGCGCCCCGCCGGCGAACUCCAGCACCCACAGCGUUGCUCGUUUCCUUGCGGAAGUUACGCUCUUCCACCAGAGCUUUAUUAACACCCUGCCCUCCUCGUUGGCAGCGGGUGCGAUGAUGCUUGCUCGGCACAUUUGUCGUGACCCCCGCCCCUCGUCGCCAGCUGCUGGUCGUGCUGCGACGGCUGCGGCGAACCAAAUCUACGCUUUUGUGGCCGAACACGUUGACGAUCUGUCUAUGAUUCUUGCCAAGAAAUACUCCUACGCCUACUAUGCCGAGGCCUCUACCGUUGUCCUCGACUGGUUCCGUAAGCGUACCGCUAUGGUGAAGGCCGGAGAAGGUAAUGCUGGCCAAUACCGCCAAGAGACGUAUUCGAGCGAUGAAGAGGGCGACUCUAUGCAUUCGAGCUCGCCCAACCCAUCGGUAUUCUCUACCCCGUCGCGGUCACUGACCCGCGACGAUGACGACGACGAGAGCUUGCCGGUUACUCCUAUGUCGUUGAACUCGAUUCAUGAUACGUCGAUGAAUAACGUGCACAACCACCGCGUGAGCACGAUCGUGUCCAAUGCGAAGCGGCAGUCGCACGGCGCUGUGGACUCCAAGCAUGCAUCGGCUGCGCCGUGGAUGAACUUGAACCACUUGAAGCCUGUCGCCAAGCAUUCGCAGCCCCAGCGGUCGCGCAUGGACAUGGACAUUGAUACGACGGGGAAACCCUAA
Messenger RNA from Malassezia japonica, 1452 nucleotides. RefSeq lists its product as uncharacterized. Bases 1 to 1452 code for a protein of 483 amino acids. Gene Ontology annotation, biological process: regulation of cyclin-dependent protein serine/threonine kinase activity; mitotic cell cycle phase transition. NCBI's taxonomy places the organism in Eukaryota, Fungi, Basidiomycota, Malasseziomycetes, Malasseziales, Malasseziaceae. The record is from RefSeq and is a predicted model, not a curated record. Gene Ontology annotation, cellular component: spindle pole body; nucleus; cyclin-dependent protein kinase holoenzyme complex. Gene Ontology annotation, molecular function: cyclin-dependent protein serine/threonine kinase regulator activity. The transcript has a single exon.